Messenger RNA from Actinia tenebrosa (Australian red waratah sea anemone), 3158 nucleotides. Its product is annotated as disintegrin and metalloproteinase domain-containing protein 10. Gene Ontology annotation, molecular function: metalloendopeptidase activity. The record is from RefSeq and is a predicted model, not a curated record. Lineage: Eukaryota; Metazoa; Cnidaria; Anthozoa; Actiniaria; Actiniidae. Gene Ontology annotation, biological process: Notch signaling pathway; membrane protein ectodomain proteolysis. Gene Ontology annotation, cellular component: plasma membrane.
AUACAGAAAGCAAAGAAGCGUGACUAACGAAGCGUCCCUAGUUGGGUGUUGCUCGUGUAGUAUUGAAAGGUGUUGCUUGUUCUACUCCAACAUGGGCUCAAAACAAGCUCUAGGCUUCUUUGCUAUUUUCCUUUUCGUUUAUUCAUCAUCUGGAAGCUCCRAUCGUCGUCCUCUGGGAGCAUUCAUCAAACAUUUUGAGCCUUUGAACUACGAUACUUCUCGACUACACUCCACUCAUUCAAGAGCAGUUUCGAAAGGUUCUGACUAUGAAAUGCAGUUUAAUGCCUUUGGGAAGCAACACAAGCUUCGUUUAAGGCAAGAUAAAAGUAUUUUUACUCCAGAUGCAGUCAUCCGGACUGGAAAGGGUGAGCCGAUUGAGGUUGAUCGAAGAUCGUUCUUGACUGGCGAGGUUGUUGGUGAGCCAGGUUCUAUGGUACAUGGUGUGAUGGAGGACGGUGCUUUCCGUGGAAAAAUCAUCGGAUCUGCAGACAGCUACUACGUUGAGCCUGCUAGAAGAUACAUCAAGGAUCCAGAGUUCCAUUCUGUGAUUUAUAACGAUAAGGAUGUCCACUAUAAGGCGAAUUAUGCAGAUAUUUCGAAGCGCCUUCCAAAUCCUGCAGAGCGUAAACGAAGAGAUACAGAAGCUGAAAGUCAAACCAAGUCACGAAAGCGACGAGUACCUGAGGACGAGAAGCAAAAGAACGCCUGUACUCUCUCUUUAUAUGGYGAUCAUCGGUUUACGAGUCUUUUUGGUGGCCCAGGAGAAGCAGCGAAGAAGAUCAUUGAGCAUGUUCAAGCAGUCAAAGUCAUUUACGGCGCUGAUUUUAACAAAACUGCGUUAGAGUUGUACUCACCUUACGGCAUUACUUUCCGAGUCAAGACUAUAACAGUUUAUGAUAACGACGACGUUCCUGAUAAAUACAAGCCAGAUAACCUGGGAAUCGAUCCUAUGCUCGAUCUGCUGUCAGAUGACAACCAUGAUGAGGUAUGCGAAGCGUUCCUCUUCACAAACCGUGAUUUUGAUGGUGGUAUUCUUGGUCUGGCUUGGAUAGGCAACCCUUCUUCUACAGGUGGAGUGUGCUCAAAGCAUUAUGACACUGGCGGUGGUAAAAUGAAGAGUUAUAAUACUGGCAUAGUCACUUUCAAACUCUAUGGUAGAUUCACUCCUCCCAAGGUUUCAGAAGUCACUUUUGCUCAUGAGCUCGGACAUGGCUUUGGCUCUCAACAUGACCCUGAUGGUAAAUGCAGUCCAGGUGGCACUAAUGGUAAUUACAUCAUGUAUAGCAAAGCAACAUCUGGAGACAGACCCAAUAACAGCAAAUUUUCCGAGUGUAGUUUGACUUCCAUUCGAGAUAAUGUGAAUUCCAAGCGACAGUCUAGAUAUAACUGCUUCACAGAUGCAACAGCACCGAUCUGUGGUAACAGGGUUAUUGAGGCUAACGAGGCUUGUGACUGUGGGGAUGCAAAAUCUUGUGCCAAUGAAGGCAAUUGCUGUAACCCACCAGGAGACAAAAGGGAAUGUAAAUUAAAGUUUGAUGCUGUUUGUAGUUUAAGUCAAGGUCCAUGUUGCAACAAAUCAUGCAAAUAUACAGAAAACAAAGUAUGUUUCAAUGAGACAGAAUGCCUAAUGGAAGCAAAAUGUUCAAGUAAUUCCUUUACUUGUCCAAAACCAGACAUCAAGGACCCAGAAAAAACAUGUAAUAAACAACGUGGAAUUUGUGGAGCAAAAGGGGAUUGUUCAAAAUCCAUCUGCACAAAAUAUGGCUUUGAAGAAUGUCAAUGUACUGCUGAAGCAGAGCUGUGUGAUAUGUGCUGUAAAGAACCUGGUGAAAAUAAGGACUGCAUUUCAGUCAAAAACCUUAAACAGCUCCCUGUGAGUUUGAGUAACCUGAAGAAAACACCUGGGUCACCCUGUGCUAACAUGCAUGGCUAUUGUGAUGUAUUCUCUGUUUGUCGACGAGUAGAUAUGAGUGGUCCUUUGAAACGUCUGAAGGAGAGAUUCUUUACUGUCAAAGGUCUGAAGGAGACGGUCAAGGAAUACUGGKGGGUUAUUCUUCUGGGUAUUAUCGGUGGUAUUGUCAUCGUAGUUCUGCUUGUUUUGCUUUGCUCACGGUAUACACCAAGUAGCAACCCUAUAAGAGAACAAAAGAGACCAGCCAAGAAAAUCCCUGGUCGUAGAAAGAAGAACCAAGACCGCAUACAAGAUGCCCGUCAAGAAAAAGGGCGCCAUUCACCUACUAUGGAAAUGGAGCAGGCGGUCUGAAUAGCGUAGAUCUUCAACUGAGUGGAUGGAAAAGAGUGAAAGAGGAAAUGAAUAGAUCUUUCAUCUUUAUUGUGUAACUGGUCAUAAAUUAGAAGGACAUAAGGAGUAAGACAAACAAAAGUUGGUUGUCUAGUUUUGGUAGCCUCUUGAUAGAGAUGAUGAAAACAGCAACCAAGACCUUUUUCUUUCUAAUCUUUGACCAGUUCAUUUCUUAACUUGUGGAUAAAUAAUUUAAUAAGUAUACUCCUAUAAUCCAAGAACGGCAAGGCUAGCUCAGCUUAACAGAGAACUAAAAAGAUAUGUCCAACUUGAAAUGCUUUAUUUUUAAGGUAUAAGUAUUUUAAAGCACAAAGCCAGUCAUUGCUUUUCUUUGCAAAAAUCUUUCAACUUACAAAUACUAAAUACUACUCUUUGUUAAAAUCUUGGAUUCAGGCCUUCGAAGAUGUCAAAUAUUACUGCCUUGUUGUACUUAGUUCUGAUACCUAGACACUCAAUUAGAAAUGACAAUAUUCUUACCCUUAAACUUCUUAUUUAUUGGUAGUCAAAAUGUGUUGAUCGUGUAAGGUAAUCUUAGUUCUUGGCUUGUUCUUGGGUAGUACAACUAGGUCCCAAGAACAAGCCUCGAGGUACCCCAUACACUUAUUUCAUCAAAAGGAAUAAGCCAUAUUUUAUGGUAAUAUAUGUUUGUUCAAAUAGGUUUAGUCGAUUAGUUGAAGGCAUUCCAGUUGAUAAGCAUCUGUAGUAUGUUUGAUUUAAGAUCUCUCAAAACGACUGGAUGAUCCGAGUUCAUUAACCUUUACAGUAGUGAGACUAAAUCCACUUUAAAAACAGUUAUCGCUUUUGUACGUCAUUUUUGUAUGUAUAUUUAAUAAAACCAAAAGGACCAAAGACCAAA